AUGUUUAGUAGAGUCAUUGCCAAGAGGGCAGCUGGUGUCAGAUUAUCUACCAGAUCGUUACAUCGUGUUCCCAAGCUCGAACAACACCACCAGUGGAGCCAAGAAGGUAUUUCUGGCGUUUAUUCUCCAGAACAAUUCAAAAUGGCCUGGACCGACUAUCAACACUAUUUAUUAACCAAUUUGACCUUGUUAACCAAUGGGACUGCCUAUGAAAACAAACACCCAUACCAAAUCAUCCUACAAAGCGCCAAGAACACCACUGACCAGCAUAUAUUCCACUAUGCUUCCCAAGCCCAUAACAACCAUCUUUUUUUCCAACAAUUAACCAGUAAAGACCAAGCCCAAGAAACUAGACCUUCCAAGUUCUUGAUGCAAAGAUUGGUCCAACAAGAUAUCGCUGACGUUGCCACUUUACGUUCUAAGAUUGUUGAGCUUGGAUCAAGCACUUUUGGCCAAGGGUGGUUGUUCUUGGUUGAAUACCCAGACAAGCAAAUCAAGUUGAUGAGGACGAACAAUGAUGGUACCCCAUACUACUAUGGUAAGUCACAAGUGUUGGAUUUGAAUGGAGGUGUUGAUGAAACGAGUUAUAAGUUUGUGGAAAACUUGAAACAAAGGGCGGCCAACGGUGAACGUGAAUAUACCUUACCUUUGUUGAGUAUUAAUUUGUGGGAUCACGCUUAUAUUCGUGACUAUGGUGUUAACGGGAGAGAAAAAUAUUUAGAAAAUGUGUUUGAUUGCAUAGAUUGGAACGUUAUCAAUAAGAGACUUUUCCUUGUAUAA
Spathaspora passalidarum NRRL Y-27907 is the source of this 780-nucleotide messenger RNA. RefSeq names its product mitochondrial 37S ribosomal protein mS42. NCBI's taxonomy places the organism in Eukaryota, Fungi, Ascomycota, Pichiomycetes, Serinales, Debaryomycetaceae. The coding region runs from base 1 to 780 and encodes 259 amino acids. The transcript has a single exon. The record is from RefSeq and is a predicted model, not a curated record. Gene Ontology annotation, biological process: superoxide metabolic process. Gene Ontology annotation, molecular function: superoxide dismutase activity; metal ion binding.